Molecule: messenger RNA, 4395 nt
Organism: Esox lucius (northern pike)
Lineage: Eukaryota; Metazoa; Chordata; Actinopteri; Esociformes; Esocidae
Gene: ppfibp1b
Product: PPFIA binding protein 1b
Exons: 28
Coding region: 184-3204 (1006 amino acids)
Biological process (GO): neuromuscular junction development
Cellular component (GO): presynaptic active zone
Molecular function (GO): protein binding
Source: RefSeq, a predicted model, not a curated record
AACUUCCCAUCCGUUUUCGAGAUGGCGUAGGGAAGAGGCGACGUAACGGGUUGGUGUUCUUGCGGAAAAUACUGCCAAAAGUUGAUAAAAUAGAGUGGUUUUAAUUUCGUUAUAUACGUUAAUUGAUGAACAAUUGGAGGUUUUACGAAGAUUCAAACUUUUGGUUGCAACAAAGUGUUGAAAAUGAUGUCCGAUGCCAGUGACAUGUUGGCAGCAGCCUUGGAGCAGAUGGAUGGAAUAAUAGCAGGUUCCAAGGCGAUGGACUAUUCCAAUGGGAUGUUUGACUGCCAGUCACCCACCUCUCCCUACAUGGGCAGCCUGCGGGCGCUGAACCUGCUGGAGGAUCUCCGGGGUGUUCUGGAGCUGAUGGAUACAGAGGAGAGGGAGGGGCUGCGAUGCCAGAUCCCCGAUGCCACCGCAGGCAGCCUGGUAGACUGGCUACAGCAGGGGCACCACAUGUCCAAUGGCCACCACAUGUCAAUGGGUGGUGACCUCUACCAGGAGAGACUGUCUCGGCUGGAGGGGGACAAGGAAUCCCUGGUGCUUCAGGUGAGUGUGUUGACAGAUCAGGUAGAGGCACAAGGAGAGAAGAUCAGGGACUUGGACAUGUGUCUGGAGGAACACCGGGAUAAACUGAAUGCCACUGAACAGAUGCUACAGCAGGAACUCCUGGGCAGAACAACUCUAGAGACUCAAAAACUGGACCUGAUGGCUGAGGUAUCCAACCUGAAACUGAAGCUGAACUCAUUUGAGAAGGACAGACAUCACUUUGACUUCAGGGAUAGUGAGGACAUGGUUCUGGAGAUUAAUGAACUGAGGUAUAGAGUGACAGAGAUGGAGAGUGAAAGGCUACAGUAUGAGAAGAAACUAAAAUCGACUAAGUCGCUAAUGGCCAAGCUUUCUAGCCUGAAAAUCAAAGUGGGCCAGAUGCAGUAUGAGAAACAGAGGAAGGAACACACACUGCAGGCAUUGAAGGAGGAACUGGCAGUUCUGAGGAGGGAGCUGGAGGAUCGGGAUGGAGAGCUGAGAAGGUUAAACCAGGAGACUGGCUUCAGAGCCAUCACCUCUGGUGGACUGGACAGCGGAGACAGAGUCUCUCACCCAGAUGAAACUCUUAAAAAGAGGCUGAAAGAGAAACAUGUGGAAGUGCAGAGAAUGAAAAAAGCGGUGGAGUCACUGAUGGCAGCCAAUGAGGAAAAGGACCGGAAGAUUGAAGAGCUGAGGCAGUCGUUGCUGCGCUACAAGAAGGUCCAGGACAUGGUGAUGUCAGUGCAAGGGAAUACAGAGAAAACCAAAGAUGGCGAGAGUGAUGAAAGUAACAGUGACAGCUCCCUCUCCAUGAUGUCAACGACGACCACUCCAGUUACUAUGGACUCAGAAAGGUGCAUGCUAGCUGGAGUCGAGGAAGUAGCUGGAAAGAGUCCAGAUGAGUUGGGAACACACUAUGGAGCUACUGAAAUGCCUUCGCCCACCCCCAGCCCUACAGUCUUGUCCCCCUGCCAUCCAGAACGGAGGCCAGAGUUGGACCAAGCUGAUCCUGACAGGGCCCUGGAUGUCCCCAAGUCAGGGAGUCAGGACAACAUCUAUAUCAGCAACAGCCAAAAGAUCACAUUGGUAAUUGACGAAAAGCCCACAGAGGAGAUCAGUACGAUCAGCCAGCACCCACCCACAUCUCUGUCUUUGUCUCGCCCGGCAAACACGGAGGAUGACAGCUUCGGUAACAAGAAGGCCCGCUCCUCCUUCGGCCGUGGCUUCUUCAAGAUCAAGGGGGGCAAGAGGACAGCAAGUACUCCUAACCUGGCUGAGACGGAGCAAACCACUGGCACUGACCAUCUGGACCUGGCCGGACUGCCCCAGAGAUCAGCCAACAGCCACAGCACCAACACGCUGACCAGUGUGACCUCCACCACCUCUCCAGAGGGCAAGAAGAAGUCCAAGGGCAUCAAGGCGCUCUUUGGAAAGCUUAGGAGAAGUCAGUCCACAACAUUCAACCUGGACGACAACCUAUCAGAGCCAGUGGAGUUCAAGAGAGGCGGAGUCCGAGCCACUGCAGGUCCCCGACUGGGCUGGUCCCGUGACCUACAGCGUUUACCCAACAAUGAGCUGGACGCCCCGUUUGCCCGCUGGUCAAAGGAGCAGGUGUGUGACUGGCUUCAGGAGCAGGGCCUGGGCAUCUAUCUGAACAUGGCCCGGCUGUGGAUCUCCUCUGGACAGACUCUGCUGCAGGCCUCCCAGCAGGACCUAGAGAGGGAGCUGGGUAUUAAACACCCGCUACAUAGGAAGAAGCUUCAGCUGGCCCUGCAAGCCCUGGGCUCUGAAGAGGAGGAUAACAAGAGCAAACUGGAUUACAACUGGGUGACCAGGUGGCUGGAUGAUAUUGGCCUGCCUCAGUACAAGACCCAGUUUGAUGAAGGGAGGGUGGACGGUCGCAUGCUACACUACAUGACCGUGGAUGACCUGCUGUCUCUGAAGGUUGGCAGUGUGCUCCACCACCUCAGCAUCAAGAGAGCCAUCCAGGUGCUGCGCCUCAACAACUACGAGCCCAACUGCCUGCGCCGGCGGCCCUCCGACGAGAACAACAUAACACCGGCAGAGAUCUCCCAGUGGACCAAUCACAGAGUGAUGGAGUGGCUGAGAUCUGUAGACCUGGCAGAAUACGCCCCCAACCUGAGAGGCAGUGGCGUGCAUGGGGGACUCAUGGUGUUGGAGCCUCGGUUCAAUGUGGAGACCAUGGCCCUGCUGCUGAACAUUCCUCCCAACAAGACCCUGCUGCGGCGACACCUGGCCACCCACUUCAACCUGCUGGUGGGCUCUGAGGCCCAGGGGCUCAAACAGGAGUGUCUAGAGAACCCUGACUAUACCUUGCUCACUGCCACAGCCAAGAUCAAGCCGAGGAAGAUGUCCUUUGGGAGCUUCGGCAACCUCAGGAAGAAGAGGCAGGAGGAGAAUGAGGAGUAUGUUUGCCCCAUGGAUGUGGAGAUGCCAAAGGGACGUAGCUUCCAGAAAGGCUACGAGCUUCAACUCUAUGAGGAUGACUUAGACCAGCUGGAGCAGAUGGAGGACUCUGAGGGAACUGUGAGGCAGAUCGGAGCCUUCUCUGAGGGUAUUCAAAACUUGACGAGCAUGCUAAAAGAUGAUGAAUUCUUCAAAGAGACCUCCAACUCGCCCAACCCAAGUGUAACAGAUGAGGAUUCCAACGUGUGACACUGACCACCACCAUGGGACUGUGUCCUAGUGUCAAUGUGAAUGAAGCAGGCUCCAGGAUUAAAAAACAAUCUGAAAUAAUUUAAAAUACUUCAAAUGUACGUGACUGUGCUUGCUUGUUGGAAUGGAAUGCAGUGGGAAUAGAAGUCAAGAGAAACCCAACUCCCCUCCAGGCAGACCGUAGAAGCCCGCAACAUGUUUGAAAGAGUUCAACUGUUAAAUAUUUGAAUCCCGACCUACCACCAGCACACACACAGGAAAUCACCAUGCCUCCAAUAACACUCAGAGCAAGCACCAACUAUUGUUUAGUAUUUUAGAUGAGGCAUAAUAACUACAAUUUUCAAAUAAAUUCAACAGACCAUGUUUGAUGUGAUGUGAACCAAUACCCAUCCACAGUUUUUCAAAGGUGCCACUCCAUAUUAACUGUCCUUUUUUACAGCAAUAUGCCAUACAGUAGUUUGCCUACCAGCUGGAUACUGGAGGCUAUUGCAAAGUAUAAUAUAUGUAAUUCUAAAGAAUAUGUUCUGCUUUUUAAUGGAGUUAUUGUCACAGGGAAAUAAGUGUUAUAUGCUGUCCAGAUUUGGUCUUGUUAAAUGAAUGCUCCAGAACAGCGGCUAUGGUUUAUAGCAGAAAAUACUAUUUUAGCUGCAACAUUUCUAUAUCAUUACAUAUUUCACUAUAUUUCAGACACUCCCAUUAAUUGUAGUACUUUAUACUUACAUCAGAACUGUAGAUGUUUUUUUGUAUUUUACAGUACACAGUUAAAUGUGUUUUUGUUUCAGUUUUCAGUGUCAUCCUUGGAUGUUGUUUUAGUCAUUCUUGUUGCAAACAUUUUUUACAUCUGGAAUAUGGCCUUUCAUUUUAUCAGCAUUUGUACUGAGAAGAAUAUUCAUAAAUAUAGCCAAAUAGCAUAGUUCUUUCAAGAAUUGCUGUUUGCCUGGGCAAGUCUGACUUUGUUCCCUUGACAACUUGAAUAGACAGGCCAAUCAGGUUUGGCGUGACAAUGAGUUUCAAGGAGUUUGCUAGACAUUAAUGUUCCUUGUGUCCAGCUAACGAUGCAGCAUGUUAAGAGAGUUGACAGGAAACAAUGUAAGAAUGUCUCAAAAGCAAAGACACCCCAACCACAAGUGAAGAACGUUUGUAAUGUGUACUGGGAGUUCUAGGGUUAAUAAAGUAAUUUAAACAACAGUA